Messenger RNA from Dermochelys coriacea (leatherback sea turtle), 6589 nucleotides. It is a transcript of the gene SIPA1L3, whose product is annotated as signal induced proliferation associated 1 like 3. The transcript has 21 exons. Gene Ontology annotation, molecular function: protein binding; GTPase activator activity. The record is from RefSeq and is a predicted model, not a curated record. Bases 518 to 5740 code for a protein of 1740 amino acids. Gene Ontology annotation, biological process: establishment of epithelial cell polarity; regulation of small GTPase mediated signal transduction; epithelial cell morphogenesis. Lineage: Eukaryota; Metazoa; Chordata; Testudines; Dermochelyidae. Gene Ontology annotation, cellular component: cytoplasm; Golgi apparatus; plasma membrane.
CUAAACCGAUCUGCCAGUAGGCUUGCUUGCGAAGGAUGGCUAGUGAGCUCAUGGCAGCAGUGAUCCCGCUGCUGUUCUACAUUUUUUCUCCCUGUGUUUUUAUAACCCAGAAGGACAGCUCCUGGGGCGUCAGAUGGAAUAAGUUUGGAUGGAGGUUCAUGCUGCUGCUUCCUGUGUAAUAUCCUCAAGGAGGCCUGGGAAAUGGUACUGCACCCGCCUGGCCUGCGUCUGGAACUGUCGUCCCCAGAACAGCACCAGCUGGGAACACGGGCUGAGCAGUGACUUUCCCCUCAGACCAGAUCCAAUCUGUUGCCUCCCGAUAAAAGGCUGCAGGCUCCCGGGGAGCGAGGAUGGCAGCAUGGGACGAGCAGGCAGAAAGUCGUAACUCUGGCUCUGGCAAGCUCUUGCCUUUCCCCUCUGCCCUGGCUGCACCCAGCAAUGGCUGAGGGGCCGGUCUCACAUUGGAGAUGAGUGGACCUUUCCCCCUGGAAGUAGGCUUUAGCACUGACCUUGGACUAUGACAUCCUAUCGACCCAUUCCGCAGGCAAGUGUGGAUGUUGGCGGACCGGCGCUGAAGGGGAGUGACGGUCUGGCUGGCACGCGGGGGGAUUACUUCUCGCCAGGCUUCUGGGCGCAGAAUGGUGGCACCUCGCAGCCAGCUGGGGACAGUCUGCCUGGGCCACGGCCCACCACCACCACCACCACGCCUGCCAUGCCAAAGAUGGGCGUGCGCGCCAGGAUUGCCGACUGGCCCCCAAAGAGAGACACAUUGAAGGAUCCGGCCGCUCCAAGCCCUUCACGGGACAUGGAAGCUUCGACAGGCAUCAGCAGGACUUUUCUUUCACCCAAGGGCUUUCAGAAUGGGCAGCAGCCGCCUCCCAGCAGCCUGGGUUCCUCAGGGCUCAGGGGCUUGCACCGGCUCUCCAGGAGGAGAUCCAAGGACGUGGAGUUCCAGGAGGGUUGGCCCCGAUCGCCUGGCAGGGCCUUGGUCCCGCUGCGCAACAGGAGCAACAGCGAGAUCACCCUCAGCGAGUGUGACUUGGAAGAGGCCCUAGAGCCCCGUGGGGCCAAGCUGGGGAGCGGCCUGCCCCUCUUCCGCGAGUACGGCAGCACCUCCUCCAUAGACGUGCAGGGCGUCUCGGAGCAGAGCUUGUUCGACAUGCUCAGCGAGCUCCGCGGCGAGAAGCCGGCCCAGCGAUGCCUGCCGCCCGAGAAGCCGAGCGACCUGCUGCUGGCCAACACCAGCACAGCCUCCAGCCUGCGAGCGGCUGGCAGCACCCAGGCGGACAUGAGGAAUGGCCUGGGGCUCCCCCCGGAGGACUCCCCCAUUCCUCCGAAGGAGAAGCCCCGCAAGAAGGGCCCCAAGGGGGAGGCAGGAGGCGACUCCAUCUUCAAGAAGCUGCGGAGCAGCCGGAGCGAUGGGGAGCCCGGGAGGGCCUUGGCGGAGCAGGAGGAGGGUGGCAAGGCCUGGCUCUGCCAGAAGAGCUUCGCUCACUACGACGUGCAGAGCCUGCUCUUCAACCUCAGCCAGGUGGCCGCCAACCGAGUGGUGGUGGCGCAGCGGCGAAAUACCACAACGGGUGCCUCAGCUGCCUCUGCCAUCUCAGCUGCCCUCUCCCGGGCCUCCGGCCUGGGGGGGCUGGACCCGGUCUUCGCCAGCACCGGAGACCUCAACUACAAGGAGAGCCUGGAGCACGACCUCGGGGACAGUAACAGCAGCGACCUGCUGCUCAGCUGCCCCCACUUCCGCAAUGAGGUGGGUGGCAUGUGCGAACGCACCGCCAGCUUCUCCAGGGCGUCGGCGGGCUGCCCCGGCGCGGCUGCGGGCGAGGGGGGCUUCCUGGAGCCCUCCCUCAACGCCUACCGCACCAACGCCAGCAUCUCCGUGCUGGAGGUGCCCAGGGAGCUGCAGAGGAGUCCCAGCUGGCUAACACGCUACAACGUGGAGCACGUCGACCUGGGGGCCCGCUACUACCAGCUCUAUUUCCAUGGCAAAGAGCAUUCCAACUACUUUGGCGUGGAUGAGAAGCUGGGACCAGUGGCUGUGAGCAUCAGGAGAGAGAAGUUGGAGGAUCAUAAAGACCAUGGGCCCCAGUACCAGUACAGGAUUAUCUUCCGGACCAGCGAGCUCGUGACCCUGCGAGGUUCCAUCCUGGAGGACGCGACUCCCACCACCACCAAGCAUGGGACGUUGCGUGGCCUCCCCCUGAAGGACGUGCUGGAGUAUGUGGUCCCCGAGCUGAACAUUCACUGUCUGCGGCUUGCCAUGAACACACCGAAAGUCACAGAGCAGCUCCUGAAACUCGACGAGCAGGGACUCUGCAGGAAGCACAAGGUGGGGAUCCUGUACUGCAAAGCAGGCCAGAGCUCAGAGGAGGAGAUGUACAAUAAUGAGGAGGCCGGGCCAGCCUUCGAAGAGUUCCUCUCCCUCAUCGGGGAGAAGGUCUGUCUAAAAGCCUUCAGCAAGUACGCUGCCCAGUUGGACACAAAGACCGACUCUACCGGCACCCACUCUCUGUACACCACGUAUCAGGACUACGAGAUCAUGUUCCACGUCUCCACCAUGCUUCCCUACACACUCAACAAUCGGCAGCAGCUACUCAGGAAACGGCACAUAGGAAACGACAUAGUCACAAUCAUCUUCCAGGAGCCUGGAGCGUUGCCUUUCACCCCCCAGAAUAUCCGCUCACACUUCCAGCAUGUCUUUAUUAUUGUCAGAGUCCACAGCCCUUGUACCGAUAACGUUUGCUAUAGCGUGGCUGUGACCAGAUCCAAAGAUGCUCCCCCCUUCGGCCCCCCCAUCCCCAGCGGCGUCACCUUCCGCAAGUCUGACAUCUUUAGAGACUUCUUACUGGCCAAGGUGAUCAAUGCCGAGAACGCCGCACACAAGUCUGACAAGUUCCACACCAUGGCAACGCGCACCAGGCAGGAGUACCUGAAGGACCUGGCAGAGAACUGCGUCACUAACACACCCAUCGACUCCACAGGGAAAUUCAACUUGAUCUCCCUGACUUCCAAGAAGAAGGAGAAGAUGAAGGCACGGGUAGGGGCGGAGCAGUACAGUAGCGGGGCCAUUGCCUGGCGCGUCUCAGCCCAGGACUUUGCUCAGGGGGUGGAGAUUGAGUGCAUCUUGGCCAUCUCCAAUGAGUUCAUCGUCCUGCUGGACCUCGCCACCAAAGAGGUGGUGUUCAACUGCUUCUGCAGGGAUGUGAUCGGCUGGACUCCUGAUCCCAGCACCCUCCGGAUCUUCUACGGCAAAGGGGACCAUGUCUCCAUCCAGGCCGCAGACAGCAGCCCCGAGGACAUCAAGGAGAUUGUGCAGCGACUCAAGGUCAUGACCUCAGGCUGCGAGACAGUCGACAUGACCCUCAGGAGGAACGGACUGGGCCAGCUCGGCUUCCACGUGAAGUAUGACGGGACGGUGGCCGAGGUGGAGGACUACGGGUUUGCGUGGCAGGCGGGGCUCCGGCAGGGCAGCCGGCUGGUGGAGAUCUGUAAAGUUGCCGUGGUGACGCUAUCCCACGACCAGAUGAUCGACUUGUUGCGGACCUCGGUCACGGUGAAAGUGGUCAUCAUUCCGCCCCACGAGGAUGGCGUCCCUCGCAGGGGAUGGGCCGAGUCCUUCGAAAUGAGCAGCAUGGAGCACAAGGCAGAGCUGGAGAGCGUGCCCAUGGGGCACCGCCCUCCGUACCGCAGCAACUCGGCAUGGCAGUGGAGCGGCCCUGCCUCGCACAACCCCUCGCAGGCAGCCAAAUGGGCAGAGCCCCCAACCCUCAGCCAUGCCCAGUCCCUCACGAGGCCCCCCAAACAGGCCUCCAUCGUCCCGUACCGUGAGCCGCAGCCCUUGCCCAGCAAGAGGCCGGUUAGCUUCCCUGAGACGCCACAUGCCGUCUCCUCCUCCUCCUCCCCAGCAGGGGCAGAGAGAGCCCAGCCUUAUCGACAGCCGUCAGGCAGCUUCUCAACUCCAGGCUCGGGAGGAACCGCUUACACCCGCUAUAAGCCAUCCCCAGAAAGAUCUGCAGCCUCUCAACGUCCUUUGCUGCCAUUCGAACAGCUCUAUAGCCCCGAAGUGACCUCGAGCGGUGAUUCCUCAUCCGGGGGGCUCCCCAGUCAGGAGAGCACCAUGGAGAGACACAAGCCGGAGCCCCUGUGGCACGUGCCGGUGCAGUCCCGGCUCCCUGCUGUGACGGGGAGCAGCAUGACCAAGCGGCCCAGCAGACAGGAGCUGGCAGGAAAGGAUUCUCCCAACCGGCCUUCCAAAGGUGAGACUCAGUACUCCAGCCACUCCAGUAGCAACACGCUGUCCAGCAACGCCUCCAGCAGCCACAGCGACGAGCGCUGGUUUGACACACCCGACCCUGCUGAGGGGGAGCCAGACCCCGUCUCCAAGGGGGGCUCCAGCGACAGCGGCAUUGAUACCACGCUCUACCCCAAGCCCCCCCGCCUGGGGCCACAGAGAGACCAGCUGCCCAAAGCCCUGCCGGGCUCUGCCCACUAUGCCAGCCUGCACGAGACAGGGGGGCGGCCUGGGAACAAGAGGAGGGAGCCUUCUGCUGCUGUCAGCGCGGGCAGCCAGAGCCGAGGCUACUGGCCCAAGAUGUACGCAGCAGGGGCCAGUGUGGCCGGGCCUGCUGCAGCCCCCGACCAUGGCAGUGAGCUCUUCAAGCAGCCAAGUAAUUUCAGUUUGCGACAAGGCCGCCCUGCUCGGGGUUACAAAACACCCGUGGCUGAGAAUUCCAGGCCCCCACACAUGUCCCAGUCCAGCUCCUUCCAGCUGUCUGCCUCUGUCCCCAAAUCCUUCUUUUCCAAACAGACCAGCAGGAGCAAGCCUGUGUCGGGGUGGAAGAGAGCCGAGGAGACCCCCACGAGACCUGUGGCCUUCACAGACCCAAAGAAGCAAAUCGACAUGAACACCAAGAACGUCUUUGGGCAGCCCAGGCUGCGGGCAUCGCUCCGGGACCUGCGCUCCCCGCGCAAGAACUACAAGUCCACCAUUGAGGACGACCUGAAGAAGCUCAUCAUUAUGGACGGCUUGGGCCCGGAGCAGGAGAGAGCCAUGUCUCCGCAGAAGACUCUCCAGCGGACGUUAUCAGAUGAGAGCCUGUGCAGCGGGAGGAGAGACGCUAGCUACGCCAACGCCACCUGCUUCGAACAGUCCCUGGCCAGCGACGUCCUCUUCACCAGCACCUAUCCGUCCAACACGCUGCCCAUCCGGCGGCAGCACCCGCAGCCGGACAACGGGGGCCUCCCUGAGAAGAAAUCCACCAUCUCUGCCUCGGAGCUGUCACUGAGCGAUGUGCGGGACAAGCCCACAAGACGCCUCGACCCGGGGCUGAUGCCCCUGCCCGACACGGCAGCUGGCCUGGAAUGGUCCAGCCUGGUCAAUGCUGCGAAGGCCUAUGAAGUGCAGAGAGCCGUCUCCCUCUUCUCCCUCAACGACCCGAUGCUGAGCCCUGCCGCCCCGCCAGCGCACAGCCCAGGCCCCACGCCCUGCACCACGCCCACCAUGAGCGAGGAGCUGCCCCUGGACCUGACGGGGAAGGUGUGUCAGCUGGAGGCCAUGCUGAAGCAGCUACACAGUGACCUGCAGAAAGAGAAGCAGGACAAGGUGGUGCUGCAGGCAGAGGUGGCCAGUCUGCGCCAGAACAACCAGCGGCUGCAGGAGGAAUCGCAGACGGCCAACGAGCAGCUGCGCAAGUUCGCAGAGAUCUUCUCCAGCCCUGUGGAUAAGGAGCUGUGAGCUGCCCCUCUCAGGCACCAGGUGCCAGGCACACCCCGUGCUGUACUCCCAGGCUGCCAGCUGGGUGGGGGCAGCAGUGACCUGGGAGGUGCAGGGCACUGGGGAAGCUUCUGAUGUGCUGGAAGGGGCCUGUCCUUGGAAGGAGCAUUGCCGGCCCUUCCCCACCUGCACCAUGCCCCUGGCACUAUGUGGCUAAACACGGGCAUUUACUGCUCCAUCUCCCUCCACGCAGUGCUGUGUGUCAAGCCAGGGAUCUGUGUCUGUUCUCUGCUACACCACCAGGAUGUUCUUGGGGCGCCAGUGCCAGACAUGGCAUCCCCUUAAACCUCAUGCAAAGAGCACUGCUGGGCACCCGGGCCAGGACAGUGACUUCCUCACCCUGGAGGGGAUCUGACCCGUUGGGGGGCAGGGGAGAUCUUGGGGUUGCAUCGGCCAGGGUGACUAUCUCUGGGGCAUGAACCUUUGCUAAUCUAGGAAAUAUCCCUGUGAAAUGACUUGAUUCCAGCUGUGGGCACUGGAACAGCCCUUCUGCACUAUGCUGCACAGCCUGCAUCUUCUGGCCGGGACCCCUGGCUGUCUGCCACGGACAUAGCACUGUGGGGCUGGACAGGGUCGGUCGCUGUCACGGCUGCUGGGGGGCAGGGUUUCGGGUGUAAAAUAAUUAUAAUGGGACCCAUAGCUGGGAGAGAAUAUAAAAAUUGCCCCCCGCCUCUGCAAGCACCUUCUCAGCGCUAAGUUAUUUUCUAGAGAAGGCACUGCUGAGAGUGGGUCAGGCCCUGCAGGCGGAUUGCCAUGUAAAUGUUCUUUAUAAGACACUAUAUUUGUAUAAAGGAGACGCUUUCUAAGGCU